GGCGCGGACGCGAAGCCGCCGGGCUGCUGCGCCCAGAGCCAGCCGGAGCCGGAGCCCGAACCGCAGCGCCAGCCCCAGCCGUGUCGAGCCGCAGCCCGGGCCGGGGCCGGCGGCGGCUCAUGGACAGCAGGGCCGGCGGCCGGUGCUGCCCCGAGGCGGUUCUCCUGAUUCUGGAGCCUGCCAGGAUGGGGCCCCUGAGGCCCAACUCGGGCCCUGGGGGGCAACAGUUGUUGCUGCCCCUCUUGCUGCUGGCAUUGCUACUCCUGUCAGCUCCAUCUGCAGGCCAUGCCACUCGGGUGGUGUACAAGGUGCCAGAGGAACAGCCACCUAACACUCUCAUUGGAAGCCUCGCAGCUGACUAUGGCUUUCCAGAUGUGGGCCAUCUGUACAAACUAGAGGUAGGUGCUCCAUACCUUCGAGUUGAUGGCAAGACGGGUGACAUCUUCACCACAGAGACCUCCAUUGACCGUGAGGGGCUUCGUGAAUGCCAGAACCAGCUCCCUGGUGAACCCUGCAUCCUGGAAUUUGAGGUGUCUAUCACAGACCUUGUGCAGAAUGGCAGCCCCCGGCUGCUGGAGGGCCAGAUAGAGGUGCAAGACAUCAACGAUAACACUCCGAACUUCGCCUCACCUGUCAUCACUCUGGCCAUCCCUGAGAACACCAACAUUGGCUCCCUCUUCCCCAUCCCACUGGCUUCAGAUCGUGAUGCUGGCCCCAAUGGUGUGGCUUCCUAUGAGUUACAGGCUGGGCCUGAGGCCCAGGAGCUAUUUGGGCUGCAGGUGGCUGAGGACCAGGAGGAGAAGCAGCCACAGCUCAUUGUGAUGGGGAACCUGGAUCGUGAGCGUUGGGACUCCUACGAUCUCACCAUCAAGGUGCAGGAUGGAGGCAGCCCCCCACGUGCCAGCAGUGCCCUGCUGCGUGUCACUGUGCUUGAUACCAACGACAACGCUCCCAAGUUCGAGCGGCCCUCCUAUGAGGCUGAGCUGUCUGAGAAUAGCCCCAUCGGCCACUCGGUCAUCCAGGUGAAGGCCAAUGACUCAGACCAAGGUGCCAAUGCAGAAAUUGACUACACGUUCCACCAGGCGCCUGAAGUUGUGAGGCGUCUCCUGAGACUAGACAGAAACACUGGACUCAUCACUGUUCAGGGUCCUGUGGACCGUGAAGACCUUAGUACCCUGCGCUUCUCAGUGCUUGCCAAGGACCGAGGCGCCAACCCCAAGAGUGCUCGGGCCCAGGUGGUAGUGACUGUGAAAGACAUGAAUGACAAUGCCCCCACCAUUGAGAUCCGAGGCAUAGGGCUGGUGACCCAUCAAGAUGGUAUGGCUAACAUCUCAGAGGACGUGGCAGAGGAGACAGCUGUGGCUCUGGUGCAGGUAUCUGAUCGAGAUGAGGGAGAGAACGCAGCUGUCACCUGUGUGGUAGCAGGUGAUGUGCCUUUCCAGCUCCGGCAGGCCAGUGAGACGGGCAGUGACAGCAAGAAGAAGUACUUCCUGCAGACUACUACCCCACUGGACUAUGAGAAGGUCAGAGACUACACCAUUGAGAUUGUGGCUGUGGACUCUGGUAACCCCCCACUCUCCAGCACCAAUUCCCUUAAGGUGCAGGUAGUCGAUGUCAAUGACAAUGCUCCUGUCUUCACCCAGAGUGUGACUGAAGUUGCUUUCCCAGAAAACAACAAGCCUGGUGAAGUGGUGGCCGAGGUCACUGCCAGUGAUGCUGACUCGGGUUCUAAUGCAGAGCUGGUUUACUCUCUGGAGCCUGAGCCGGCUGCCCAGGGUCUGUUUACCAUUUCACCUGAGAAUGGAGAGAUCAGGGUGAAGACAUCCCUUGAUCGAGAACAGAGAGACAGCUAUGAGCUAAAGGUGGUAGCAGCUGACCGGGGCAGCCCCAGUCUCCAGGGCACAGCCACUGUCCUUGUCAAUGUGCUGGACUGCAAUGACAAUGACCCCAAAUUUAUGCUGAGUGGCUACAAUUUCUCAGUGAUGGAGAACAUGCCGGCACUGAGUCCAGUGGGCAUGGUGACUGUCAUUGACGGGGACAAGGGGGAAAAUGCUCGUGUACAGCUCUCAGUGGAACAGGACAAUGGUGACUUUGUGAUCCAGAAUGGCACAGGCACUAUCUUGUCCAGCCUGAGCUUUGAUCGAGAGCAACAGAGCACCUACACCUUCCAGCUGAAGGCAGUGGAUGGUGGUGUUCCACCUCGCUCAGCUUACGUUGGAGUCACCAUCAAUGUGCUCGAUGAGAAUGACAACGCCCCCUUUAUCACGGCCCCCUCCAACACUUCUCACCGGCUGCUGACCCCACAGACCCGUCUUGGUGAGACAGUCAGCCAAGUGACAGCUGAGGACAUGGACUCUGGUGUCAAUGCUGAGCUAACGUACAGCAUCGCUGGCGGCAACCCUUAUGGACUCUUCCAGAUUGGGCCACACUCAGGUGCCAUCACCCUAGAGAAAGAGAUUGAGCGGCGCCACCAUGGGCUACACCGUCUUGUGGUGAAGGUCAGUGACCGAGGCAAGCCCCCACGCUAUGGCACAGCUCUGGUUCACCUUUAUGUCAAUGAGACCCUAGCCAACCGCACACUAUUGGAGACCCUACUUGGCCAUAGCAUGGACACGCCACUGGAUAUUGACAUUGCUGGAGAUCCAGAGUAUGAGCGCUCCAAGCAGCGUGGCAACAUCCUCUUUGGUGUCGUGGCAGGUGUUGUGGCUGUGGCUUUGCUCAUCGCCUUGGCAGUGCUUGUGCGCUACUGCCGGCAGCGGGAGGCCAAGAGUGGCUACCAGGCUGGUAAGAAGGAAACCAAGGACCUGUAUGCCCCCAAGCCCAGUGGCAAAGCCUCAAAAGGAAACAAAAGCAAAGGCAAGAAGAGCAAGUCCCCAAAGCCUGUGAAACCAGUGGAGGAUGAAGAUGAAGCUGGGCUGCAGAAGUCUCUCAAGUUCAACCUGAUGAGCGAUGCCCCAGGGGACAGUCCUCGCAUCCACCUACCCCUCAACUACCCACCAGGCAGCCCUGACCUGGGCCGCCACUAUCGUUCUAACUCCCCACUGCCUUCCAUCCAGCUGCAGCCCCAGUCACCCUCGGCCUCCAAGAAGCACCAGGUGGUGCAGGACCUGCCGCCUGCAAACACAUUUGUGGGCACUGGGGACACCACAUCCACAGGCUCUGAGCAGUACUCCGACUACAGCUACCGUACCAACCCCCCCAAAUACCCCAGCAAGCAGUUACCUCACCGCCGUGUCACCUUCUCAGCCACCAGCCAGGCCCAGGAGCUGCAAGACCCAUCCCAGCACAGUUACUAUGACAGUGGUCUGGAGGAGUCUGAGACACCAUCCAGCAAGUCAUCCUCAGGGCCCCGACUUGGUCCCCUGGCCCUACCUGAGGAUCACUAUGAACGCACUACCCCCGAUGGCAGCAUAGGCGAGAUGGAGCACCCGGAGAACGACCUGCGCCCUUUGCCUGAUGUUGCCAUGACGGGCACGUGUACCCGGGAGUGCAGUGAGUUUGGCCACUCUGACACAUGCUGGAUGCCUGGCCAGUCAUCUCCCAGCCGCCGGACCAAGAGCAGCGCCCUCAAACUCUCCACCUUCGUGCCUUACCAGGACCGAGGAGGGCAGGAGCCUGCGGGCGCCGGCAGCCCGAGCCCCCCGGAAGACCGGAACACCAAAACGGCCCCCGUGCGCCUCCUGCCCUCCUACAGUGCCUUCUCCCACAGUAGCCAUGACUCCUGCAAGGACUCGGCCACCUUGGAGGAAAUCCCCCUGACCCAGACCUCGGACUUCCCACCCGCAGCCACACCGGCAUCUGCCCAGACGGCCAAGCGCGAGAUCUACCUGUGAGCUCCCUUUUGGCCGGCGGCCACCCCUCCCCAAGCCGCCGGCCAGCUCCCAGCUGGGCCCAUUCCAGGGCCCCCACCCUCCAACCCCUCCAGCAUGGACUACGUGGCCAGGGCCCCAAGUUGGGGGAAUACUGGCCUCCUGCCCACGCUGGCCCCUCCCUCACGCAGGGUCCAGGUCCUCUCCUGCCAUUCCACCUCCCAGCUCCCAGGAGCCCCUUCUUCCCCUUUAUGGGGCUCCUCCCAGCUGAUGCCCAAGAGGGCUUCUCUGCAAUGACUGGGCUCCCCUCCAUCGACUUCCAGGGAGCACCCCCUCACGUUGGGCAAAUGGUGGAAUUAAGGGUGAGCAGCACACUUCAACCGAUGUUUCCCACAUGGCCGACCAGGGUGGGGAUAACAGGCCCCAUUUCAGUCCUGAAUGAACCAAGGCUGAACUGGGGAGCCCCUCUCCUUGGAAACUCCCAGAGGAAACUCUUGACCACCAGGGGAGCCCUGAAGGGCUUUUGUUACCAAAGGUGGGAUGGGGAUGGGGGUGAGAACACGAUGGAGGCUUUGUCUUCCAGUACUGCUUCUGGGCUGGCCCGCCUGCCUGCCACAUGCCCAAGCCUGGUCCCAUCUAGGCACUCCCCUUCCCUUCUGGUCAUGCAGUGUCUGUAUAUAAGGACCUUGGAAUGAUGUCCCCAUUUCUGCCUGAUUUGCAACUUUACUUGUUGAUGUUGUGUUGUCUUGGGGGACCCCUCUGGGGGGGGGGAACCUGCCCUGUGUCCCCUACUCCCUGCCCCAGUGAUGCUCCCACCCCAGGCCUCUAUUGUUCCAUGUUGUAAAUACCCCUGGGGUUGUGGUGGGAUGGGGGUGCAGGCCAGGGAAACAACGGGGGUGGGGGUGGGGGUGGGGGUAACAUUUGCCUAUCAGCAGAGCUGGGCUUUUAUUUAAUUUUUUUUUUAAGAAUACAAAUCUCUAUUUUUUUGGAACUGUUGCGCUGUGCCCUGGGGUGGGGGGGAUCUCCACUCAGGCUGGCCUCCCACACCCACAUGAGCAUCACAAGAAGGGCCCUGAAGCUGUGGGGGGCAGCUGGACAGGGGUGGGAUGACUGUGCCUCUGGCCUGGUUGGGUGAGUUGGGAGCAGGAAGGUUUGCUCAGGGGGUGGCUGGUUGCUGCCUCCAAUAUGGAGGGCCUGCCCCCUGCCCCCUCUCUGCCCCCAGCCCCUGCCAUGACUGACCCUUCAGCCUGUAAAACCACCAUUGCCUUGAUCUCAGGGGGUGGGAAGGGCUGCCUCAGGGCACCCUGGGCUCCAGGCCCCCUUCUUCCAGUUGGGCUUCCCUAUGCCAAGGCCAGGGUCCCAUGGGGGAGGGGGUGGGGAGAUUGGGGGGCAGAGAAGCCCUGUCAGCCAUGAUGAGGUGAAGGUCUCUGCUUCACCUCAGGGGGCCAGGGUGUGAGGGGCGUCCUGAAGAGCCCCCAUUUCCCACUGUGGCCAUCUUAAAGCCUCAGCCCCUCUUCCUUCCAGAAACCCCCACUGCCUUGGCCCAUACCUCUCCAGCUCUCCAGGGGCCCAGGCUGGGAGGCUGGAGACUCAGGGUAUGGCCUUUGCUUGACUUAGUCUAAGCUGGGAGGGGGGGGGGGAAGGGAUGGCCCAAGUGUGGGAGGAUGGGUGCAGGCUGCUGGGUUCUCUGGUGCCUUUGGGAGCUGUGUGCUGGGGUCUUGACUCCUGUAACCCCAGAGACCCCACUCCCACCCCAGAAAAGCCAGGGGGCUGUAGACUUACCCUAUUCUCUGACCCUUUACCCCUAAUUUGGUUUGGGGUAACAGUGCUGGGAAGGAGAGCAUCAUGAGGCUGUUAGCUCCAGCAUCCACAGUCCUUCUCUGGAGGGCAAUGGGUAGAAUGGGCUGGGGAGGCAGCAGCCAGGUCUAGGGGUUGGCCAAAGGCUCCUUUCCCUGGGGCAGGCCCAGAAGGUGGGCCAGUGGCUUGUUAAAGAGACAGCCUCUUACCCCUGCACAAACGGGGCAGGUGCAAUAGCAGUGGAAUUGGUAGAAUGAGGUGCCCAGCUGGGGAGGCAGUGUCCUCUAGAGCUGUCCUGAGUCUCCGAGGUCAGGAUUGGGACAAAAAGAUUGUAUGAGGCCCAUUUGCUUGAUGGAGAGGUUGGCCCAGGCAAGAGGCGUUCCUAGGGCCAGUGGACUCCCCUGGAAGCCUCUGAUCACCUGGGUGCCCUGCCUUGGCCUUGGAGACUCUUAAGCACUGAGUGGAAGGGCAGAGGAGCAUUUGCACAAUGGAGAAGCCAGAAGGAAGGGGAUAGUCCAGGUGGCUGGGAGGACUGAGAAGCACAGAGCAGAAGUCCUUCCACCAACCAAGGCAGAGACCCAGCCGGCCCCCUGGUUGGGGUCAGGGCACUGUGUCUGUCACCACCUGGGCACUCAAGAGGUGAAACCAAAGGUGGGCAGGGGAUGGGUGACAGCACUGGGGACUACUCCUGUUGGUCCUAGGUCUGUGAAACCUCUCCCAAUGCCUUGUGUCGUGUACAGUUUUAUGUACCAAUAGGCGACAUUUGGCCAGAGGAGACCCCCUAAACCCAGCCUGACCCAGUCAGUGUCUUCCUAGAGGGGACCUACUUGGUCCCCAUUCCCCUACUGCAGAGCAUGUCUCUUGGUAGGGGGAGGGUAUAUGGGGACAUAGUUCUCUCGUAGGGUCCUUGAAGCAUCUCUUCACAAGGAGGGGGGUGUCUCUAGGCACCCCUGACCUGGGGGCUUCCUAGCCCCUAUGCCUCCCUUUGGGAGUCCGUGGGGAACAUGUUUUCCCACUGGGGACCAUGGAAGCAUGUCUCCCCCUCCCUACCCAGGCUCUUUGGGGAGCCUGUUUUCCUCCCAGGGUACCUGGGAGUACUUAAGACAAGUCAGUCUUGGGCCAUCUCCCUUUCCAGGGAAGGGAGCAAUCUCUGAAGUACCUGGGAAGGGAUGCUUAUAGCCCUCCCCCUUUCUCUCCUAUGGGGGUGUCUCUGCUCGGCAGCACUUUGGAUGGGGUUGGGCAUCUCUGAGUUGUCUUCUCUCCAGGGGGCUCUGGGAUACCUCUUCUCCUGAGGGCAGGGCCUCUGGAGCCAUUUCUUCCCUGGAUGCGGGCUGUCUCCGGGUGUUGGGAGGGCUUGUGUUGGCCAUGAGAGUCUCUUAGGAGGCGUCUCCACUCGGGACUUCUCUGGGAGUGGGGAUUGUAUCUCGCCCAUGGGGUUCCAGGGCGGGUGUGCCUGCCCAUGGGGACGAGGAGACUGUGUCUCCUCGGGUUAUCUGAGUGGGGAGGGGGGCCGUGUCUCUCUCGUGUGUCGGGGGGGGAGGGUUGGGGAGGGGGGGCUGGGUGCGUGGGGUGCCCAUUUUUGGGGUCGUGUUUCUCUUGGUUCUCGCCACUUCCCACCGCCUCGCUCCUCCCGGGAAGGGCCCCCGCCCCGCCCCCACUCCAUCCCCAUCCCUGGCGCUGCGAGCACAAUCCCGUUGAUUUGUAAUGAUUUCUGUCUCUUUCUGUCUUUCUUUCCCUGACCUCCCCACCUCCCCGCCGCGAGCAUGCGCAGGCACCGCCCCCACUCCCUCCGGUUCGGUUCGUUUCCGGUUUGUUUGCUGAGCUGUCAAUGAAAGACCCUGUAAUUAUCCCCGAGCUUUACAAUAAAAGUGUGAAA
This is a messenger RNA of Dipodomys spectabilis (banner-tailed kangaroo rat), 7482 nucleotides long. RefSeq names its product protocadherin 1 (gene Pcdh1). Gene Ontology annotation, biological process: homophilic cell-cell adhesion. Gene Ontology annotation, cellular component: plasma membrane. The coding region runs from base 120 to 3833 and encodes 1237 amino acids. Lineage: Eukaryota; Metazoa; Chordata; Mammalia; Rodentia; Heteromyidae. The record is from RefSeq and is a predicted model, not a curated record. The transcript has 5 exons. Gene Ontology annotation, molecular function: calcium ion binding.